Messenger RNA from Telopea speciosissima, 1383 nucleotides. RefSeq names its product probable dolichyl-diphosphooligosaccharide--protein glycosyltransferase subunit 3B. Gene Ontology annotation, cellular component: oligosaccharyltransferase complex. The transcript is spliced from 2 exons. The record is from RefSeq and is a predicted model, not a curated record. NCBI's taxonomy places the organism in Eukaryota, Viridiplantae, Streptophyta, Magnoliopsida, Proteales, Proteaceae. Bases 59 to 1108 code for a protein of 349 amino acids.
AAACGAAGCCUUUCCCGCUUCGAUCCAUAAUCCUGCGACAGUUGCAGAGGGAAAGGAAAUGGCGAUCUCAGGUAAAGCUUCUCUUCGCAUUCACAUCCUCCUCUUCCUCGUUCUCUCAUCUUCUUUCGCUAUCUUCAGAGUUUCAGCGGACGAGGACGAGGACCGAGUCGAGGAGCUACUGAGUCUCCAAUCCAGAUCGAAAUCCGGUGUAAUACAUCUUGAUGACCUAAGUCUCAGGCGCUUCUUCACCCCUGCAAAUUCCAGAUCUUACUCGCUAGUCAUCUUCUUCGACGCAGUUCAACUUCACGACAAGCAUGAACUUCACCUCCAAGAACUCCGUACAGAGUUCGGCCUCGUCGCUUCCGCUUUCAUCAAGAACAAUGAGGACACCCCGGCCCAGUUCAAGCUCUUCUUCUGCGAUAUCGAAUUCAAGGAAUCCCAGUCCAGCUUCGCUCUUUUCGGCGUCAAUGCCCUUCCUCAAGUUCGCCACGUCGGGCCUCAGAUCCAGAACCUCAAGGAUUCGGAGUCUAUGGGUCAGAACGAAUUCGCUAGAAUGGCGGACUCUAUUGCUGAAUUCGUUGAGGCUAAGACGAGGCUAACGAUCGGACCAAUCGAACGACCUCCGCUUCUCUCCAAGAAGCAAAUAGGGUUUUUGUUGGUGUUGAUUGUGAUAUGGGCUCCAUUCCUCGUGAAGAGGCUUCUCGUUGGUGAUACUCUCCUUCAAAAUCCUAAAUUGUGGCUUUCGUUCGCAGUGUUUGUUUACUUCCUCAGUGUUUCUGGGACUAUGCACAAUAUCAUUCGGCAGAUGCCUAUGUUCUUGGCAGACAGGGACGACCCUUCGAAGCUCACCUUCUUUUAUCAGGGUUCAGGGAUGCAACUUGGUGCAGAGAGCUUCGCAAUUGGGUUCUUGUAUACUAUCGUGGGACUGUUGUUGGCCUUCGCAACUCAUCUUCUUGUUCGGGUACGGAAUGUGAUGGUGCAAAGGGCUUUUAUGAUUUUCGUGCUUUUUGUUUCGUUUUGGGCUGUGAAGAAGGUUGUGUAUUUAGAUAACUGGAAGACAGGAUACGGAGUUCAUGGAUUCUGGCCCUCGAGUUGGAAAUUGCAUUGAUGGUGUACUUAAAAUUUUCGUGUUAAGGUAAGGAUUUUGUACUAGAAGUAAAUUUUAACUGUUUAGGGGCUUUUACAGCAAUAUGAGGAAAAGUUUAGUUUUCUUUUAUCUGGUUUAGAGUAUCCAUUUUGAUUUGGAACAUGAUGAACAGGGAAAGUUUAGAAAGUUGAAUCCAUUUUUUGUUCAUAAAAGUUUGUCUUGGUUCCAUAUGAUGCUGCUUUAGCUAUUUGAUGGUGUAAGAUUUUUUCAAGUUGUGAAAAUGCUUUGUUCUUGUU